GGCACGGCACGGCGGGAUGCAGCAUCUCCAACACCGGGACGGAUCUCUGCUGCAAUGGUAAGUGCCUUCCUCCGGCCUCUCCCGGGCUGGGGAGCCGCUCUGCUCGGGGAUGCCCGAGAGCCGCUUUCUUGCAGCCGGCUCGUCUCGGAGUGACAGUGAUUUAUCGGCUUCUCCCCGAUUUUCCCCAUGUCCUGAGAGUGCUUCUUUUGGGGAGGGGAGGUGGGGGGGGGGAACGGCACGCAGGCUCUCUGCCUCCAGCCAGGCUCCGAGAAUGCGGCCGCGAGAUAGAUGGGUUUCUUUCGGAACGAAUAAAUCUCCCUUUGCAAGCGGUGACAGGUUAACGUGCUUGGUAUGGGGAUCACGUCUGAUUUUAACACAAUAUGGCUGGUAAAUAAAACCUGAUUGCUAACAGACCCGUUGCUGCUGUUGGCAUUUGCAGGCUCUAGGCUACCUUUGCAGUUCUGCAUCUUCACCUGCCACACAAACUCCCAUUCACCCUUCAGCCGGUGCACCAGGACUUCUCUGUUUUUACUGCGGGGUCGUAGUAAAAAAUGCUGAUAAUGUGCCUUUGACCUCUGCUUGCAUGCCUCUGGGCACUUCUCCUUAUCAGCAUUGGAACAGCUGGCUCUAAUACCAAUUUUAUGCACAGCACAUCUUAAGGGAGAGGGGUAGGCAGACUUCUUGCAUGCAAGCAGUUCAGGUAUGUGCUGGAAUCUGGAGAGUUUCCUGCCAGGGAGAGGAGGAUAAUGCAGUGUGGUGGUCAGGCGUGGAAAAUGCAUGAAAAAAGAGAGAGACAGAUGUGUUUGGAGACGUAGUGGUGUUUAUGGCGAGAUGAUCCAUCCCACUGACAUAGAAGUACAUUGGGAAGAACUCCCUGGAAGUCAGUAGCUUUCCUCUGCAUCUGAUCUGCUGGUAAACAGGACCUGGCCCUUAACGUGAAGCAUUCAUCGGAAUAGCUUUGUAGAGAUUUGAGUCUUGACGUGAAGACACUGACAAGAAGAUCUUCAGAGAGCGUGUGCUUCAGCCCUAAUUAGCUGUGUUAAAAAAGCUAAGCUUGACUAAAAAUCAAAAUCAAGAGACAAAGAUGGCCAUCUGUUGGAAGAGCUGCUUCUUCACUCUCAUAUUGCUUCCCAUGGUUACAGCAACACAUUCCAACUGCAUAAUUAAAAAGGAGCAAGAAACCUGUCUGGAGAAAAUACGGAGGGCAGCUGCCCUGAACCCUCUUAAUGACUCUACUCCAGGUUGCCCAGGAAUGUGGGACAAUAUUACAUGCUGGAAACCUGCAAGUGUGGGUGAAAUUGUCUUUGUCAAGUGUCCUGCGCUGUUCAGAUUUAUCAUCUCUGAAGAUGGUUGGGAAGUAGACAACUUGGGGCAAACUCAUGCAGGUGAUUAUGACCUGCUGGAAAGCACAGCCGAGACUCCCCUAGGGGACAUCAGCAGAAAUUGCACUGAAGAUGGCUGGUCUGAACCUUUUCCUCAUUAUUAUGAUGCCUGUGGCUUUGAUGAAAAUGAAACAGAGUCAGACAACCAGGAUUACUACUAUCUAUCUGUGAAGGCGUUGUACACAGUUGGAUACAGCACGUCUCUCGUUUCGCUCACCACCGCCAUGGUGAUCCUGUGUCGUUUCAGGAAGCUUCACUGCACUCGGAACUUUAUUCACAUGAACCUCUUUGUUUCAUUCAUCCUACGUGCAAUAUCAGUAUUCAUUAAAGAUGGGGUUCUUUAUGCUGAGCAAGAUGGCAACCACUGUUUUAUCUCCACUGUGGAAUGCAAAGCAGUGAUGGUGUUUUUUCACUACUGUGUCAUGUCCAACUACUUCUGGCUGUUCAUUGAGGGAUUGUACCUUUUCACGUUAUUGGUAGAAACCUUUUUCCCAGAGAGGAGGUAUUUCUACUGGUACACCAUUAUUGGCUGGGGCACCCCGACAAUUUGUGUCACUGUCUGGGCAGUGCUGAGGCUUCACUUUGAUGAUACUGGCUGCUGGGACAUGAAUGACAACACUGCCUUGUGGUGGGUGAUCAAGGGUCCUGUGGUUGGGUCAAUCAUGAUAAACUUUGUGCUUUUUAUUGGCAUCAUUGUGAUACUUGUGCAGAAACUCCAGUCACCUGAUAUUGGAGGCAAUGAAUCCAGCAUUUAUUUCAGCUGCGUUCAGAAAUGCUACUGUAAACCUAAGAGGGCUAACCAGCACUCUUGCAAGAUGUCAGAACUAUCAACCAUUACCCUGAGAUUGGCUCGCUCUACACUACUGCUUAUCCCCUUGUUUGGAAUUCACUACACGGUGUUUGCUUUUUCUCCGGAAAAUGUCAGUAAGCGGGAGAGACUUGUGUUUGAAUUGGGACUGGGAUCUUUCCAGGGUUUUGUUGUUGCUGUUCUCUAUUGUUUCUUGAACGGGGAGUUUCUCCCUAAAGGUGCAAUCAGAAAUAAAGAGAAAAUGGAGGAGCUGGAAAGUCAACCGGUAUUUUGCUGUGGAUUUCAAACAUCGUCAUCCUUCUCUAGCGAGCAGCGGAGUGAACGGGGGGACACAACUCUCCAUUCUGAGCAAGAGCAGCUCUCAGAUUCGGAUGUCCAGCAUAAAUGCGGAGAAUCUAGCGACAUGAGCAGCUAAGGAAAACAAAUCAAUCAACAAGCAAACCAAAAACCAUCACUUUAAAAAGAAAACAAAAAAAAUAAACAUCAUUUUGGUGGUGGUGUAGGCUUCCUUCCCUUCCCUUCCCUUCCCUUCCCUUCCCUUCCCUUCCCUUCCCUUCCCUUCCCUUCCCUUCCCUUCCCUUCCCUUCCCUUCCCUUCCCUUCCCUUCCCUUCCCUUCCCUUCCCUUCCCUUCCCUUCCCUUCCCUUCCCUUCCCUUCCCUUCCCUUCCCUUCCCUUCCCUUCCCUUCCCUUCCCUUCCCUUCCCUUCCCUUCCCUUCCCUUCUUUUACCUUCCCCAUUUCCCUUCCCCCUUUCCCUUUCCUUUUUCCUUUUCUUCCCCUUCCCCUUCCCCUUCCCCUUCCCCUUCCCCUUUCCCUUUCCUUACCUCCAGAACAUUCUUGAUGUUUGUAGAGGUGAAAAAAAGUGAAGGAAGUGUAUAUAUAUAUCUUUUUAACAAUCACUGUAAAUACACAACUGUACUCAAUGCCAUUAAUGGAAAAAUAUUUAAAAGAUAAAAACAGGCCAAGCCCACUUGCUCAGUGAUUUACAUUUCAGAGCAUCUGCAAGUAAUCUGUUGUCAGUCAAAAGUAACAAGUGAUUGCUGUGCAGUUUUGAUCUUCGGUUGCCAAACUGAUCCUAAUCCGUGAAUGGACAUAAUGGUUAUUUUUCAAACUGAUUUUCAUUUAGUUCUGUAUUUGCAUUCUUUUUUUCCUAGUUGAACAUAUCUCCGCCCAUCACCUGACUUUUGGCAUGUGAAUUUCCGCAGUGUUUCUUUUUUGAGUCUUAGGAUGGAGCUAACAUGCUUGAGUUAAUCAUACCAGCCCAUUCAUGAAGAACACACAGAACGUUAACUUUCGUGGUUGGAUUCAGUCAGACGUGCCCAGUGGGCUUAAAGGAACUGCUGUGCCAAUGUAAAGCUGUACAGCUGUCAUCAGCCAAUGGGGGAGCUCCAGGCAAGACCAAUGGGAUCAGCUGACUUUUUCCAUAUCCAGGGAUGCUUCUGAGAAUGCUUUAUGUUCUAGCUAAGCUGUGAGUUUUCUAAAAGGGCCAUGUAGUUGAGAUAUAUCUAUAUUUUUGGCAGUGGUUGACUGAGAGUUGAUUGAUGGGUUGACUGAAUUGUUUGAAUAAUAAAAAUAACCCCUCCUUCCCACCUUAAGAACAAAAGUCAGUUCCAAGACAGUGUUUCCCUCCAGAUAACCGUGAACCUUUUGCAUCCAUGUCCAAACACAGCAUGUUUUUAUGUAGUAUUGUCACGCGGUGUGGUGCCUUUGCAACCUGGUUGACUUCUGCGUGUCCUGGUUCUCCUCUGCAAGAGGCACAAGAGGCAUCUGGCGCGAUCAUCUUGGAAGGUAAAAGACUGCUUUUGCUGAGCAAUCGAACUGAACAAUAAGAUGCUAUGGAAAGAAAGGAUGAAGCCUUUGGAUGACUUCCCACAUCUGGCAUUUUCCCCUCUCUUUGGAUAAUUCAUUUGUUUAAACAUUGAUGUUCUUACUGUUUCUCUUUGAAAACCUAAAACGUUCGUUCCAACUUUGCCUUGUAGUUAAAGCCACAACUGGUGCACAUCUACUUCAGUCAAAUGUCAGUGAUGUCAAUUCUUAACAAGUCUUUAUACAGCUCAUAAAGGCUUUGAUAACCGUACUAGCUCUCUCUUCAUUUUGGAUUAAUGAACUGAUAUACAUAUAUAUAUCUAAAUAUAUAUAUGUGUGUGUAUGUAUAUGUGUGCAUAUAUUUAAAAAAAUGAAAACGAUAUUUUAAAUGUGAAGGUAUGAACUCGAACUAAUAGUAGCCAGGAAAUUUAAAAUUCAGGCUUGUUCUUUGGAGCCUGAUCAUGGAAAAAAAAAAUAAGAAAAGAGAAUGGUUCAGAAUGUUUCUAUGAGCUGAACUUUUAAUUUCUCUGUUUUUUCUUAGUUUGGGUAAAAAAGAAGUUUUAAUGUCAUUUUAAGUACAGGUUUUUAAGAAUAACAAUAGUUUCCUUAUUUUUUUAAAAGGAAAAAAAGGGCCAGAAAGUUGCAAAAGAAGUAUUAAUUAUAAUACUUAACUCUUACAUAGUGCUUUAUGGGACAUACUCUGCUCUUGCUUGUAGCAGAGUAAAUGAAUGUAAAAAUAAUUUGAAACAGGCAGAAAUGUUGAGAUUGACUUCACAUCAGUACAGGAUCAUACUCUUUUAAGAUGCUUAUGUUCCAGUCAGAUGAAAUCUACCCUGGCACGGAGGACCAGCAAAAAAAAAAAAAAAUCACUUUACUUACACUUGGAUGGGAGUUAGGUGGUACAAAUACCUUUUCUGCAAGUCUUGCUGCUCUGAGAGCAGAAUCUUUCCUCCUCUUCCAGACCAUGUGCAAAAAAUCUCUGAAGUAUUUUAACUGAUAGAUCAGAGUUUCUCGUCUCGUUAGAUUCUGCUAGAAGCAAUGUGACAGAGUUCUCCAGGAAACUCUUUGCGUGCCAGAAGGACAUUGAAGUGGGAGAGAAUAACUAAGUCAGAUCUAUCAGAGAAAUGAAUACUUGGGACUUGGGAAAUGAAUUAUGUAGUAUUAGACGAGCAGAUAAUAUUUAGUUUUGUAUUUUCUGCAGUAUGGCCUUUCACAAGGACUUAUAUUGACAGUACUGUGAGUGUAUUAUUAAAAAAAAAAAACAAAAAUCCUAAAAGUAUAUUUUGCAUGAAUAGCUGUUGGCUAAUUUUCAAGCAUUAAUAAAUUCAAAACUUUGGGGGGGAAGAAAAGAAAUUAAAUAACUGUCUCCGGUUGGAGAAUUUUUCCAUGUUUCAGUCCAUAGCAAGAAUGUGCAUUUUAUAAUUUUCAUUUUGAGUUUUAUCUUACUUUGUUUUAUAUUAUUUUAUUUGUUUGAAGCUUUCUCUGAGCUUCCUUUUAGAUUCUGCUGGUUUAUUUCCCAUUCUGCAGUGCUCUGAAAUUUGAGUUGGUGGAUCUCAGUCCAGUGCCUUAUGGGCAUGUGUCCACAACACCAAAACCACCUUUCGGUCACGCACAAUGGAGACCGGGUCCUCAGCUAUGUUAGAAUCAGUAUAGAAAAACACUGCUAGUGUUAGGACAAAGCCACUUCAAUUUGGCUUGGAGUAUGGCUUCAGGACAGUAUUACUGCUGUUAUUAUUGUUUUUGUAUUCUCAGCAAGAGAGGCCAAGGACUGAAUAGUCCCGAAGACUUAGACUUGUCCCUUACAGAGCUAAUGCUCUGGAGCAAGGCGAGUUGGAGGGCAGUGGAGAAGGAAAUUUCUGCCAUUGCAAUCCUUGUGUUUACCAUUCAUUGGACAAAUUGAAGUCUUUGGUACCUUUCACCAGCACUGAAUUUAUGAGAAGAACUGAUGUAUCUCUACAUUUCUAAUAUAUACUAUAUUAUACAAACAACCCCUUCUAUUAUGAUUUCUUUUUAUUCGAAGUAUUGAAAUGCUUGCAAAAGCUGUUCAUAGAAUCAAAGAAUGGCCUGGGUUGGAAAGGACCUCAGAGGUCAUCUAGUUUCAACCCCCCUGCCAUGGACAGGGUUGCCAACCAGUAGACCAGGCUGCCAGGAGCCACAUCCAGCCUGGCCUUGUUCCCCUUAGUCAGUCUGACUUCUUCAUUGUUACUGGAAAGAUCACGCUUCAGGUGUACAGAGUUAUCUAAACCAGGUUCUGAUGCCAUCGCACAAAUUGCUCUCUCAGAAACUUUUAUGUUGAAUGUAAGCUGAAAUGUUGGACGUGUGCAGCCAACCCUCACAGUGGCUGCCGUGUCUCUUCAUUCCAGAAUGGAAGAAACCCAAAAGUGGUUUGCUUCUAAGUGUCUGUAAAUAUCGAUUGAGUGUAACAGUGCUUUGUUUGAUUUCCACUGUGAAAUAUAUUUUGGAGCUAGAAAGGCAUAUGUUAUUAACAGUAUGUAAUUAAAAGAGAAACAAAAGUGUGCAGUGCUCCUUGAGCCAUUUUUUCUACCAUGUCCAUAAUGUAUUUCUAGUCUAAUUUACUUCAUUUUUGUAACUGUUCAAAAGCCUACUGUACUGCAUCUUUUGUGAGUAUUUACUGUUUGAUUAUUGACUUUUUGAUGUGGAGUGCUGAUAUGACAGAAAAAUUAACAUCCCAAAAUGAAAACCAAGAUGUGUGUUUCAAAAGGCUUGUUUCCUCGUUGCCUGGUGACCUCAGCUCUUUCUGCCUUCAUCUGUAUGUGUUCAGUUGUUGGUGUUUUUAUUUCAUACAAGAAAUAUACCCAAUUUACUCUGCUUUUAUGUAAGUACUUGUAUCUGAAAACCAGGUGUUAAAAUGUGGUGGUGGGAGAAGGGAGAAAGAUGCAAGCAGUUAAAUUCACUUGUACUUGGUGUCCAGCUCCUCCUUUUCAGCAGCUGUUCAUCAUAGAAACAAAACAAGUGUGGCAACAGCAUACUUAGUUCUACUUACUAUAUGACAGAAGUGGGCAGGAAGUGACUGGGCUGAUGAUUUGAGAUUACACCUGUAAAAAUGAAUUCUCCUUGGACUUUCUCCACCAUCAAUGGCAAGUAGGAAAAAACUUCCAGAUAGGGGUGUAGAGCAGCUCCUUAAACUCCUGCUCAGAGCACAACUGGGUUCUCAGUCCUCUUCAGAAGUAACAAGAGGGGUAUGGAUCAUCAGCCUUUGUGAAUUGACUUUUUUGCCCAAGAUCCAGCAGAGUUUUUACCAAUUAAUAUGAUAACUGAUAUAUUGGUGAUAGAGAAAUGGAUUUCAAAGUGCUUCAGAGCCCAGGGAAAUGAGUUGAACAGAUUUUUUUUCAGGCCACUUUCUGUUUCCAGAUACAUUCAUGCCAGCUGGAGCGAUUAUAUUUUGGCCAGUAUAGAUUGUUAGAGAAUCACCGAAUUGUAGGGGUUGGAAGGGACCUCUGGAGAUCUUCUAGUCCAACCCUCCAUAAAGCAGUUCCCUUAAGGAAGUUGCAUGGAUUGGUGUCCAGACGGGUCUUGAAUAUCUCCUGAGAAGGAGACUUCACCACCUCUCUGGGCAGCCUGUGCCAGUGCUCUGACACCCUCACAGUAAAGUUUUUCCUCACAUUCGUAUGGAAUUUCCUGUGUUCCAGUUUAUGCCCAUUGCUCUUUGUUCAAUCACUGGGCAGCGCUGAAAAGAGCCUGGUCCCAUCCAUUUGAUCCCCACCCUUCAGAUACUGAUCAGAACUGAUCAGAUCCCUCUCAACCUUCUCUAGGUGCACAGCGCCAGGGCUAUCAGCCUAGCCCCAACAGGAGAUGCUCCAGGCCCCCACCAUCUUUGCAGCCCUUCACUGGCCUCUCUCCAACAGUUCCCAGUCCACCUGGAACUGGGGAGCCCAGCACUGGGUGCAGUGCUCCAGAUAUGGCCUCCUCAAGCAGAGCAGAGGGGAGAAUCACCUUCCUUGCCCUGCUGGCCAUGCUCUGUAUAAUGCAGCCUGGGAACCAUGGACCUUCUUGGCCACCAGGGCACACUGCAUAGUCACGAUCAACCACUGGUCAACCACUGGUCAAUGUUUCGUCAACUGUUGGUCAACCAUUGGUCAACCAGGGUACCAUUGGCCUUCUUGGCCACCAGGGCACAUUGCUGGCUUGUGGUAAACUGUUGGCCAGCUGCACGUCCACAUCUUUCUCUUUUUGGCACUGUAUCAACCUUCCCUUUUAAAAUUCAGUAACCAUUUUAUUUUUCUCACCUUCCACACUCACUGGAAAGUUAUUGUAAAACUGGCAGUGAGAAGCAUUUUUCUAAUUUCCAAAUUGAAAUAACUCAUGGCUUGCUUUUUCUCUUCUUCAAACUAGUUUUGCCUCCAGUUCAUUUCACCCUCCCUUAAAUAUGAACAGCUUUAUUUCACAUGAAGUCAUAGGAUCACAGAAUGGCGUGGGUUGGAAGGGACCUCAAAAGUCAUCUGAUUGCAACCCCCCUGCUGUGGAGAGGGUUGCCAACCUCUAGAUCAGACUGCUCAGGAACUCAUCAAGCCUGUUGGUUUAAAUUAUUUCUCAAUAGUGUUUCAGAGAUAAUUGCUUAUGGCAGUAGUUGUCUGUCAGUGGAGAUUUCAGAGUCUAUAGACUGUUAAUGAAGUGUCAGUGGAGGAUCAUUAAGGAAUAUAAAUUCAUAUGUUAUAUAUAGCAAUAGAAGUUUGUAAGGUUUCUGAAGGACCUUUGUCUUACCUGUGAUUAUUUAAAGGCUCCCACAGACAAAAAAGAAGAGAUUGGAAACCUGCAGAAAGCUGAUGGUGAGUUAUUAUGAGCUGUUUUCCUUGCACAAGUCCACAGGACUGUAUUGAGUUUCUCAGCUUUCUGCAUAUAGCACCAUUCAGUCUAUGAUGAACUCCUCAGUCCCUCCCAUUUGAAAUAUACUGUCAAAAACAGUGGUGGAGAAGAGCUGGCAAGGAGAGCAUGACUACUGUUAGUCAUCUCUAAUCACAGGGAGUAUUAAAUCCUACUGUUGUUCAACAAAUUGAACUUCUCCCCACUUUGACUACGUGAUUUCAAGUUACUAAGACUUUCUUUUCCAGUCUUGAGGUUUGAUCCUAUGAACAAACUUCCAUAGAAAUUAGAGUAUAUAAGAUCAUUUGCUCUCUGUCUGAUUUUGGUCAUGUAAUAUGCAUUUCUGUGCCCAGAAAAAAAAAUAAUGGCAUAUAGUACACAUGCAGUGAAAAAAAGAUAGCGUUUUACCCUUUUUAGGAGUUGGGCACUUGCAGGCUGUUCAGAGUUGUAUUUAGAGUAAUGUUGAGAAGAUACGGAGUGUGAGAUAAUAGUUAAUGAUGAUCUGAUGGCAAAUUCCAUGCAUAUCUGUAGUAAAAAACUACAUUUGGCUAAAUACACAUUGUACUUUGUGUAUGGAAACUCACCAGCAGAGCUUAAACAAUGUUUUGAACCUUGUGAUCCUUUCUUAUGAUUAAUAUCGCAAAUUCCCAUUGGCUUUCUUCUGGGGAAUUCAUCCACGUGAAGAAUUACUGUGUGAUAUGACAUCGUGUGACACUCUUCGGUGUCUGAAAUGACUUAGGCUUCCAGAAUAUGCCUUUUCCUUUGGACUUUGUCCUUGCAGAAGAGUCUGAAGAGGCCUUUGUAUACCAAUAUAUUCUGUAAAAACAAAUACUUAGCGUGUUCAUUCUUAUCCCCUUCUUUUUGUCAAUUUAGUGGCAACAAAACAUCCCAUAGCUCUGAGAUCUUAUCAUAUGGAAAGUUGUAUUUUGGCUUUUGACUAUGUCAAGGUACAAAUGUACUGGCCUGUUGGGUCUAAUACUUAUCUUUUUGGGGGUCAAAACUGGUUUAACUGGUAAUGGGAUCUGGGGUUAUUCAGCUUUGUUACAAGGUGGAAACACAUUUAUCAAUUGCUGGUUUCUAGCAUUUUUUUUUGUGUGUUCUGAGAAAUUGUUUUUAACAUGUAAACUGCUGUAGAUGACACAAUAAAUGUAUUAUCAUUUUGUAUAA
Molecule: messenger RNA, 9983 nt
Organism: Gallus gallus (chicken)
Lineage: Eukaryota; Metazoa; Chordata; Aves; Galliformes; Phasianidae
Gene: ADCYAP1R1
Product: ADCYAP receptor type I
Exons: 17
Coding region: 1085-2605 (506 amino acids)
Biological process (GO): adenylate cyclase-modulating G protein-coupled receptor signaling pathway; cell surface receptor signaling pathway
Cellular component (GO): neuron projection; plasma membrane
Molecular function (GO): vasoactive intestinal polypeptide receptor activity; G protein-coupled peptide receptor activity; peptide hormone binding
Source: RefSeq, a predicted model, not a curated record